Molecule: messenger RNA, 666 nt
Organism: Gossypium raimondii (Peruvian cotton)
Lineage: Eukaryota; Viridiplantae; Streptophyta; Magnoliopsida; Malvales; Malvaceae
Exons: 2
Coding region: 1-666 (221 amino acids)
Source: RefSeq, a predicted model, not a curated record
AUGCGUAAUUACGCAAAGUUCAUGAAUGAUAUGUUCUCAAAGAAGAGCAGACUAGGGGAAUUUGAAACUGUUGCUCUCACUGAAGAGUGCAUAGCAAUGUUGAUGAACAAAUUGCCACUAAAACUGAAGGAGCCGGGGAGUUUUACUAUUCUUUGCUCAAUUGAAAAUCAUUAUGUAAGCAAAUCAUUAUGUGAUUUAGGUGAAAGUAUAAAUUUAAUACCUAUAUCCAUUUUAAAGAAAUUGGAAAUUGGAAAGACGAGACCUACGACUAUCAUGCUGCAGUUAGUUGAUUGUUCUUAUGCACAUGCGGAAGAUACAGAUGAAUAUUGUUAUGCCAUUGGGAUUAUUGACACAAUAGUGAAGGAAGAAUUGGUAGAAUUUUGUUACAACAAUUGUGAUAAUGAAACAGACUCAGUUGAGUUAAAUGAAGAGGAGGUGAUUGAAGAACUUAGUGGACUAAUGGAGGCUAAGCAAAUGGAAAAUGGAGCAAGGAGGAGUUUUAAAUCUUUAAAUUUUUUAGAGCGUUCUUUUAAACCUCCUCGACCCUCUAUAAAGGACCCUCCUACUUUGGAGCUGAAGCCUUUGCCAUUACAUUUGAAGUACGUCUACUUGGGAGACAACAACAUGUUUCUAGUAGUUAUCUUUGUAAAAUUAAAAUCUGAUUAA